UUCUCUGACCUUCCAUCUGUUCAUGGAAAAUUCCCAUCAACCAUGCAACAGGAUGGAUUGGGACAAGCUUGGAUACGAUGUGAUUCCAACUGAUUACAUGUACAUGAUGAAAUCCAAUAAAGAUGGGAUCUUUUCAAACGGAGCUCUGGUACCUUUUGGAAACGUUCAGAUUGAACCACAUUCUUGUGUGUUAAAUUAUGGACAGGGAUUAUUUGAGGGCAUGAAGGCAUACAGAAGAGCAGACGGUGGGGUGCAGUUAUUCAGACCAGAACAAAAUGCCCUACGCAUGCAGAGGGGCGCAGAGAGGUUGCUAAUGGCGGCACCUUCUGUUCAACAGUACAUUGAAGCUGUCAAACAAGUUGUUGCCGCAAAUAAGAGUUGGGUAUGCACUGUCAAAUUUCUACAUCACGUAUUAGGGUUCUUGUUCCUUUUUAUUCCUCAUCUUUUGCUGCAGGUUCCUCCUUACGGAAAAGGAGCAUUAUAUAUUAGGCCUUUACUAUUUGGAAGUGGAUCCGUUAUGGGUAUUGCACCUGCACCACAAUGCACCUUCCUCAUUUACACUAACCCAAUUUGCAACGUUUACAAGGGACGAACUUCACCACUGAACUUGUUGAUUGACGAUAGAAUUCCUCGCGCGUUUCCUGGUGGGACUGGAGGAGUGAAGAACAUCGGCAACUAUUCACCUGUUUUCGAAGUGACGAAAGAAGCGAAAGGCAAAGGAUUUUCUGAUGUUCUGUUCCUUGAUGCAAUGGAACGUAAAUACGUGGAGGAGGUGUCUUCGUGCAACGCUUUCAUGGUCAAGGGUAAUGUGAUUACAACUUCACCUACUGUCGGAACCAUUCUUCCUGGAAUCACAAGGAACAGUAUCAUGGAACUUGCUCGUGAUUUCGGUUUCCAGGUGGAGGAACGCAAAUUUUCGGUUGAUGAACUGCUUGAAGCUGAUGAGGUUUUCUGUACUGGAACUGCUGUUGGGGUCUCUGAGGUUGGCAGUGUAACCUACAAGGAUCAAAGGGUGGAAUUCAAAACAGGAAAAAAUACUGUCACCCAGAAAUUGUAUGAUUUCAUUACGGGAAUCCAAACAGGUGUUUUGGAGGAUCAGAAAGGAUGGGUGGUCAAGAUUGACUGAAAUAUUAACCACUGAUAUCAUAUAC
This is a messenger RNA of Vigna radiata var. radiata (mung bean), 1151 nucleotides long. RefSeq names its product branched-chain amino acid aminotransferase 1, mitochondrial-like. The record is from RefSeq and is a predicted model, not a curated record. Gene Ontology annotation, molecular function: branched-chain-amino-acid:2-oxoglutarate transaminase activity. Bases 23 to 1126 code for a protein of 367 amino acids. Lineage: Eukaryota; Viridiplantae; Streptophyta; Magnoliopsida; Fabales; Fabaceae. Gene Ontology annotation, biological process: branched-chain amino acid metabolic process. The transcript has 8 exons.